Messenger RNA from Lytechinus pictus (painted urchin), 3466 nucleotides. RefSeq names its product kelch domain-containing protein 10-like. NCBI's taxonomy places the organism in Eukaryota, Metazoa, Echinodermata, Echinoidea, Temnopleuroida, Toxopneustidae. The record is from RefSeq and is a predicted model, not a curated record. Gene Ontology annotation, molecular function: protein binding. Bases 159 to 1370 code for a protein of 403 amino acids. The transcript has 7 exons. Gene Ontology annotation, biological process: positive regulation of stress-activated MAPK cascade.
AAGGAACAUUUGUGCCAAGUGGGACAUUUGUACUAAAAAAUGCAGCGUUCAACCUCUUAACAAGUCUACUAAGGACAAUUCUCACGACAUUGUUGCAUUUUGAAGACACCAUAGCGCAGGCCACAAAGAAAUAAGAAAUAGACUUGUCACGCAAGAAAAUGGAUCAUCUUUACCCCUUGAAAAUUGGGUCUGCGGUUGUUCUCAACACCAAGCCAUCUGUAGACUUAGAAAGUGAGAGAGUACCAGGGCUUCCUUUUAAACCAUGUGCUCGGAGUGGACACUGUGCUGUUGCUGAUGAGCAUAAUAUAUACUUACUGGGAGGAUACAAUCCUGAUGAUGAUGUCAUCACAGAUUACUUUGGGAGUGACCAGCAUGUCCCACUAUUUGGUGAGGUUUGGAGGUAUCAUAUCCCAUCCAACAGGUGGCAUUUACUGACAAAUGAAGGCGAAUCUUACUUCCGACUUGCUUCUAUGUCAGCUAUCUUAAAAGGAAAGACAAUAUUGAUCUUUGGAGGCACUAGCUACCCCUUUGGUUACCGUAGCACAAACAAGAUAAGUUGGCUAGACGUUAGGAGAAUCGAUUGGCUUAAUAAACCAGAGAAGGGUGAGCACAGGCCCAUCAGGAGUUACGGUCAAGCAAUAGCGGCCAUCAAUCCUUACCUCUAUGUGUAUGGUGGCACAACUGGUUGGGUGUACUGUUCAGACAUUCAUAGGUGCCACGUUCAGACCGGGGUCUGGGAGAGGGUUUUUAACUAUGAGGCAGCUGCAACAGCCAUGAUGAGGGCUGGAAAGACUGAAAACAUAGCGAUUCCUGAUCCCCGUUACAGACAUGAGAUGCUGAAUGAUGACAGGAGGUUGUACGUCAUUGGAGGUGGCACUUCUUCUUCUGCCUUCCCACUAGACAAGGUGAAUGCAUUCGACACCGAGUCCAGGCAGUGGGAGCUAUUAUUUACCAAACCUGAUGAGAGGUAUGGCUUCCCAGGACCAAGACGCUGUCAUGGUUGUGCACAACUAGGAAAAGUGGGUUAUAUCAGUGGUGGUUUUGAUGGAAGGGAAAUCUAUGAUGACAUUUGGAUGCUAGACUUGACAACUCUCCAGUGGACCAAACUGCAAACAAAACUUCCUAGACCGGUUUACUUUCAUUCAUCAGCUAUCACACCGAAUGGCUGCCUUUUCAUACAUGGAGGGGUGGUGGAUGCCCAUGGAACUGAUCGGAGUGAUGCCUUGGUCAGAGUAUGGGUUUGGGUACCGUCCCUCCUCCGCAUGGCAUGGAACAGGGUCCUCUCUCUUCUUAGAGACCCCACCCGUAUAGAGAAACACACCCUCCAUGCUCUGGGUGUGCCUCCUUCCUUACUACCUGACAUUGGAUGAUGAUCAUCAUCAUCAAGAUGGUGGUCUUUUUGGCAAGCUGACUUGGUUUUUUAGCACAAAUAUAUUUAACACUGAAUAUGCAAUAAAAAGAAAGAAAUAUAUUGACUCUUAUUGACUGACUGUGUUAAGGUACUUCAGUUACCAGGAGAGGUGUUUUACAAAGAUUUUUACGUGACCGAUAAUUGCUCUUAGAUUCCCAUUCUUUUUAUACGACUAGGACACUCUCUACUGCCUAUUAUUUCAAAAGUUUUUGUAUUAGAUAUUGUGAAUUCAUUGGUACUUGAGUCUUUUAUGAACACUUACUCUCUGUAAAACAUCCUCCAGGGAAUCGUAACAUAGAAAAUAUGAUCAAUAUUUUGAUUCAGCAUAACUGUUAAGCCUCUUUCAGAUGAGGCAAAGCUAAGCAUUAGUUUUCAUGAUGAGUAUUGACUCACUUAAGGCUGUAAAUUAGUGCACAUUAAAAGCUUCAAGUCCCUAAAUUGUCUAAUAUUGUGCAAACUGUAGCUCAUGACAUCACAAUGAUCUCAUGAUGACAUACAUCUCCACGUAAUUUCUGUAUAUUGAAUGGUGUCAUGAAUCUGUCUACAAAACCUGUGCGAUAUUCAACAAAAUUUAUUUACCCUAACUUUUACUACGAAUCUGAUUGGACUGCACAGUUUAGUUGCACAGGUAGAAGUGUACUUUCGCUGAUGCCUCUUAUCUCAUUGACUUUGUACACAAUGAUGAUGAAAACCCCCAAUAGUUGGUUCAUAUUGCUUAUGUCCACAAUUACUACCAAGGCUUGAGCAAUAGCUGCCAAUGGAGCAUGUUUACAUAGUAGGGAUGUCAUACGUGUAAGAAAGUUGGCAGCCAGCGUUAAUUGACUUUGUAGCUCUUGAAAAUUACUUGAAUUUGUAACCAAUCUUUUCUUUCGCCCUGCAUUUACUAUAUUUGCAAGAGCAAUAGGUAAGCAAUGGCAGAUCCAGGAUUUUGAAAAGGUGGGGGUGCAGAUGACAAUCUUAGAUACAGCUAUCAUAGUAAUACAUGUAUCUAUAUUCAAUGGGCAGUUUUCAAAAGGGGGUGGACACCCCUUACGCCCCUACCUGGAUCUGCCACUAGGCAAGCAUGGGGGCUUCUUGCACCAUUGUAAAUACCAUUGAGUGUGCUGCAUCCUGACUAACAUACUCACACCUGUGCAUUAUUUGUAUAAUAAUCACUAAGAUAUUUGGUCAUCAGAGUUCAGUAGAAAAUUGAACAAUAAUAAUAGGUAACAUGUCAUGUACUUCAUGGAAGCUACAUUGAACAUUGCUGUUGUGAUGUGGUAAAUGAAAUGCAUCCAUUGCUCUUGGUGGAUAAUAAUUCAAUUAUAACAAGAAAAUAUUGUAAAAUGCAUGCAUAUGUGUAGAUUGUUGCGUGUUAAAUGAAUAGCAGUUUUAUGUCCUGGGAGUAAAUUGUGACAGACAUUAUGCAAUAUGAAUAAUGUUUUGAAGUAUUGUUUUCUUGUUAUUUUCCAGGGAAAACAUGUACAUGUAGACCACUUGAUAUAAUUUACUGUGAGAAAGUAUUUGGCAUUAACCACAAUGGAGGGCAAAUCAGUACUUGGUUCAUUUUACAUUGUGAGGAAGAAGGAAAAGAUGCUGAUUUUGUCUGUAAAGAAUUCUAGAUAUACAUGUAAUAUGUGCAAUUGUGUGACCUUUGAAGUCCUUGCAGACAUUUUACUUUCAAAUAGUAAUUUUUUUAUGUAUGUGUAUAUUAUGUAUAAAUCCAGUUGGAACAAUAUUUUUGUUACAGGUUGAAUAUAUGGAUUUAAAGAAAACGCUAUAAAUUGUUAUGAAGACCAGCCUUCCAAGAGAUAUUAAACAAGGAAUAUGACUCAUGACAUUGUUCUACUAAAUGAAGUCACCUUGUAGGUGGUUUCAACUGUUAUUAUAAUUUUUAUCAUUCCUUUUCUGUUUAUUUGAAUUUGAAAUAAAAAUAGUUUCCUCAGUGCUAUCUACAUGUAAUACAGGAUUUAUUAGAAAGAAAAGGGAAACCCAACUUGCAUUUUUAAUGACAAAAAGAUAUUAAUUAAUCAACUAAAUAUUAUAUGACUUGAAAAUACAACUUAGUUAUGAAUA